Molecule: messenger RNA, 1390 nt
Organism: Lactuca sativa (garden lettuce)
Lineage: Eukaryota; Viridiplantae; Streptophyta; Magnoliopsida; Asterales; Asteraceae
Source: RefSeq, a predicted model, not a curated record
AUGGUAGCUUCUGGGACUUCAUUUGAAGAGAUUUUGGGGCUAAGGGGUUGUUUGGUGCAUAUUGGACCUAAAUUGAGUCGGGUAUAUAAGCUUUACGUUUCCCUAACCCUAGUUGUGUUUGUCCAGCCGUCAUCUUCUUCACCCUUCGUCCUCAACUCCGGCGCCGCUACCUCCCACCUUGCCUCUCCUGUUUGUGGCCGCAAUCUCACGCCCCAUCACAAGUCAUUGCUUUUUUUCCUGUUGAAGCUGGAAGACCACCGAGAUGCCACCGUUGUGGUUACAGCCGCCGGUGAACCCGAGAACGUCGAAGACCGCCGCCAUGACCGGACACGCCCCCUCCCUCCUUAUGUUUGUGUGGUUCGUCGCCGAUGUCAAGCAAAACCGUUGUGCCUUUCUCUUCUUCUGUUGCUACGAUGGUUAUGGUUUCCGGUGGUGGACUGCCACCACUUUCCCCACCGUAAACACUCUUCCAUUUCCGUUUACAGUUGGACCUGCCAUGUGUCGCCGCCGUCAUAUUUCACCCUCGUCGUCGUUUUACGCCACCAUAAGGGGUGGCUGAGCUCGUUCACGGCUAUAAGUGAUCCAUGGUGUUAUGUUCGAUUGUUUUGUUGGUAUGAGGCUGCUAGAAUGGUUGUUUGGUUGGAGAUCCGAAGGAAGACCCUACUGCUACCACUCGUCGCCGCCGGCCACCACAAGUUCGGGAACCUGUCAACCAGCACUGGAGUUUUAUCUGCGAGACUUCAGCAGUGGGUAAGUCUUCUCACCAUACCCAUGGGUCUAAGGCACCAAGGGCGGCCCAUUAUGUGAUUAUGAUAUACGUGUUAUCCAUUCUGUGUUUUGUUAUGAUAUUUGAUUGUGUGUUUUGCAUGAAGACCCUGGGGGGAGCCCAUGGCAUUGGAUGUAAGACCAUGUGGGGUAGCCCAUCACAGUCCUAGGUAAAGACCAUGUGGGGUAGCCCAUGACAUUGGAUGUAAGACCAUGUGGGGUAGCCCAUGGCAUUAUUACAGGUUUUAUGUAUGCAUGACUUAUGUGAUAUGUGUGUAGCUUUUAUAGCUACCAAGAUAUAUGAUUUGUGUGUAGCUUUUAUAGCUAACAGGAUAUGUGAUAUGUGGAUUGUGUGUAUGGUAUGCUCUGGGAAACUCACUAAGCUUCGUGCUUACGGUUUCCAGUUUUGGUUUCAGAUACUUCAUUUUCAAAGGAAAUGAGCCGACUCGAUCGCAGCGCGUCACACUAUGUUUUCCGUACAGGAUGUCUUUGGGAUUAUAUUUGAUAUUAUUUUAUGAUGACAUGCCUGAUAAUUGACACACUUUUGACAUGAGAUAUUAUUAUGAAUGUUUUGUACUGAUGGUUUUAUGUAAUAACUUAAUUAAAAUGAAAUUUUUGGCCUGUA